Neoarthrinium moseri is the source of this 1098-nucleotide messenger RNA. RefSeq lists its product as uncharacterized. NCBI's taxonomy places the organism in Eukaryota, Fungi, Ascomycota, Sordariomycetes, Amphisphaeriales, Apiosporaceae. The record is from RefSeq and is a predicted model, not a curated record. Gene Ontology annotation, biological process: vacuolar transport. The transcript is spliced from 2 exons. Bases 1 to 1098 code for a protein of 365 amino acids.
AUGCGCCUGUCUUCAUCACCUCCCGCGUUCCUGGCCCUGCUCGCCCUCGCCCUGCCCGCCGUCUGCCGCGCUGCCGACGCCGACAAGACCACCACCUCGGCAGCCUGUACCGCCACCAACGUCAAGUCUGGGGCCUUCUUCGACCUCCGUCCCGACACGGCCGUCAGGCAGCCCGCCGACGGCACCAAGCCGCCUCCCGGCGCCCCAACCGCCAACUACGUCGCCAAUGGCUACGACUACGGCUACAACUUCACCCUGAACAUCUGCGGGCCCGUGCUCGGCGAGCUCGGCAACGUCAAGGGCGUCAGCCAGGAGCAGUGGGGGAACAUCAGCGCCUACUACACCUCCAAGGGCGACACCUACAGCCUGGGCUUCGCAUCGAGGGAGCUGAAGCCGAGGGGGAGGAAGCUGGUGCUGCAGUACGCCGGCGGUUCUCUCUGCGGGAAGAGCGUCAAGAGAUCAUUGCCUGCUGGGCCGGCUCAGCGGAGGAGUGUGCAUAGCGGCGCUGCCUACACGGAUUACGAGGACGAGCCCGAGCACGAGCACGAGCAUGCGCACUCGCCCUCGUCCUCGUCAUCUGGCACCCCAACCGAGAGGAGCACCAAGGAGACCGACGCGCCCACCCAGCGAAAGUCCACCACCAUAUCCUUCCUGUGCGACAGAGACCCCUCCGCCUCGGCCUCCGUGUCCUUCGUCGGCACCGACCCAGACGAGUGCGCCUACUUCUUCGAGGUGCGCUCCUCCCAUGCCUGCGCUGGCGCCGAGCCGCACACCCCUGGCAGCGUCGGCCCGGGCACCGUCUUCGGCAUCAUCCUCCUGGUCGCCAUGCUGGUCUACCUGCUCGGCGGCAUCUUCUACCAGCGCACCGUCGCCAACCAGCGAGGCUGGCGACAGUUGCCCAACUACUCGCUCUGGGCCGGCAUCUGGAGCUUUGUCUCGGACCUCUUCGUCGCAUCGACAGCGUCUUGCGCGCGCUUCCUACCCAAUCGAAGGGGGUACCACUACCUCGCCGGCUCGCCUUCUAGGACAAGGCAGAACCGCGAUCGGGAGGCCGAGAAUAGGCUUAUCGACCAGUACGACGAGGAGUGGGAUGAUUGA